CAACUGGAGCCCUGGGCCCCAAUGGAGCCCCGGCUGGAGCCUGAGACUGCUGCCCUCCACCUGGGCUGGCUGGCCUUACUGCUAUGGAUCUCAGCCCUGAACUAUUCUGUCUCUUCGUCGGCUCCUCUUUCUCCUUCUCUGGUGCCCCGAGUCAGAACCAGCUACAAUUUUGGAAGGACUUUCCUCGGCCUUGACAAAUGCAAUGCCUGCAUCGGGACAUCAAUUUGCAAGAAGUUCUUUAAAGAAGAAAUAAGGUUUGACAAAUGGCUGGCCUCUCACCUCGAGUUGCCUCUGGACUACUUGCCUUCUUACCCUGCAAAUUAUUCGGAUGAUUCCAAAACCUGGCGCCCUGUGGAGAUCUCGAGGCUGGUCAGCAAACACCAAAAUGAGAUCUCAGAAAGGAGAAUCUGUGCCUCCGCAGCAGCCCCAAGGACGUGCAGCAUUGAGCAUGUCCUGAGGAAAACAGGAAGAUUCCAGAAAUGGCUGCAGGCCAAGCGCCUCACGCCGGACCUGGUGCAGGGCCUGUCCAGCCCUCUUCUGCUCUGCCCGUCACAGCGACUCCUGGACCGCGUGGUCCGGCGCUAUGCAGAGGUGGCCGAUGCCGGUAGCAUCUUCAUGGACCACUUCACGGAUCGCGACAAGUUGCGUCUGCUCUACACACUGGCUGUCAACGCGCAUCCCAUCUUCCUACAGAUCUUCCCUGGCGCUGAGGGGUGGCCGCUGCCCAAGUAUCUGGGCUCCUGUGGCCGAUUCCUGGUCAGCACCAGCACCAGCCUACUGCAGGAAUUCUAUGGUGCCCCCCCAGACCAGGCAGCCGACCUAGCCUACCAGCUCCUUGGGGUCUUGGAGUCUCUGAGAAGCAACGAUUUGAACUACUUCCUCUACUUUACCCAUGUGGAUGCCACCAUGUUUGGCAUCUUUAACAACGGGCAUCUGUUCAUCAGGGAUGCCAGUGCUCUGGGCGUCAUCGACAAGCAGGAAGGCAGUCAAGCAUCCACCAUGGCAGGAGAGAAUAAAGACAUCUUUAGCUGCCUGGUUGCUGAUUGCCAAGCCAAACUGCCCUCUUGUGACACCAUCCCUGAGAAGCAGAGCCUGGUACUGGUGUGUCAGCAGGUGCUGCCUCGACUUCUCCAGGGGAAGUUCCCCUCCCUGGUGCAGGAGCGGAUAGAUGUCCUCCUCGCUCAGUGUGGGGAGGGAAUCCGCCCAGACCCCGAAGUCCUUGGGGCUGCCAGCCAACUGAAGGACAUCUUGAGACUCCUGAGAACCUGUGACCCCAGAUUUGCCUACCGCUACCCAGACUGCAAGUAUAAUGAUAAGUUCUGA
Molecule: messenger RNA, 1323 nt
Organism: Pteropus alecto (black flying fox)
Lineage: Eukaryota; Metazoa; Chordata; Mammalia; Chiroptera; Pteropodidae
Gene: DIPK2B
Product: chromosome unknown CXorf36 homolog
Exons: 5
Coding region: 22-1323 (433 amino acids)
Source: RefSeq, a predicted model, not a curated record